This is a messenger RNA of Owenia fusiformis, 2502 nucleotides long. The record is from the annotation of a GenBank genome assembly. Lineage: Eukaryota; Metazoa; Annelida; Polychaeta; Sabellida; Oweniidae.
UUCAGUUCGAACAGACUCACUCUGGCUAUCAGGCAAUAAGGAUGAAGUCACUCUUCACCUUAUUGGUAGCUUCCUUGGCGUUUGUUACAACAUAUGUACUAGCAACUCCAAUCGAACAUGUCAGAUCCCCAGAAGAGGGUAAUUUGUUUGAAGGUGAUAUUGCGAUAGACGGCGACUGGGAAGAUGUUUACAAUGCCAUCUCUAGAGCAACACAGAUGUGGCCCAACGGGAUUGUACCAUAUACAGUACAAGGUGCAAGUAGCAGUGAGUUGCAGUUGCUCCAGGCGGCCAUCUCCGACUACAGAACUUACACUUGUAUAAGAUGGGUCCCUAGAACCACGGAGUCUGCCUAUGUUAAGAUCAUCAAAGGCGGCGGAUGCUAUUCAAAUGUUGGUACGCUGCGACGGGUCCAAACUUUGAGUUUGGGACGUGGUUGUUGGAACAAGGGAAUCAUAAUCCACGAGAUGAUGCACGCCGUUGGAUUCUGGCACGAACAAAGCAGAAGUGAUCGAGAUAACUAUGUGACCAUCAUGUUACAGAAUGUUAGACCAGGCAUGGAACACAAUUUCCAGAAAAUGUCAUCGAGCCAGGCAAAGAACAUACUGAGCUACGAUUAUGGGUCUAUAAUGCACUAUGGGCCUACUGCCUUUACUAAGAAUGGACAGAGGACCAUCGUGCCUAGGCAAAGUGGGGUCACCAUUGGACAAAGGAGGGGAUUCUCCAACCUUGAUAUACAGAAAAUAAACAUCCUGUACAACUGCAAAGGUGGAGCUACGAUCCCACCAGUAACUGCUCGACCUACCACACGCAGGACACAACCGACAGUUCGCACCAUAAGACCCACAUUUCCAACAAGAACAACUCCUCGACAGACACCACGACCAACUACUGGAACUUGUCGGGAUAGGUCUUCAGCCUGUGAUAUUUACAAGAGACAAGGAUUCUGCAAUCAGCAAUUCUACAGAGAUAUCUGUUCUGCCACAUGCUGUGUAUGUGGAGACUGUUCAUCAGGGACAACGCGACCAACCCAACCAAAGACCAGACCUACCACUCCAAGACCGACAACUUGUCGGGAUAGGUCCUCAGCCUGUGAUAUUUACAAGAGACAAGGAUUCUGCAAUCAGCAAUUCUACAGAGAUAUAUGUUCUGCCACAUGCUGUGUAUGUGGAGACUGUUCAUCAGGGACAGCACGUCCAACCCAACCAAAGACCAGGCCUACCACUCCCAGACCGACAACAUGUAAAGACCAAUUUGACAACUGUCCAUUCUUCAAGAGCCAGGGCUAUUGUGCAGAAAGCUAUCCCAACAAGGAUUAUUUUAGACGUAUAUGUCCCUUGAGUUGUGAAGUAUGCAGUAGCACACAACGACCAACUGUACCAACAACGAGGCCAACUGCAGUUCCAAAGGCCUGCAAGGACAUAUUUGUCCAUAGCUGUCCUGAUUUCAAAAGACGUGGGCUAUGUGCAAGUUCAAAUUCGAAAUACUACAAAUCGAUAUGCCCUUUGUCUUGUGGUGUAUGCGGAUCAGGAAACACACGUGUCACUGUGGUACCAACAACGCCUACUGUCACACGAAGCACUGAUAAGCCUAUCGUGAAUGGGAAUUGCGGAAAGUCCAAAUUGGGCCAUGAUAAAUACAUUGUGGGAGGCAAAGAGGCCCAAGUUGGGAGAUGGCCUUGGAUGGCAGACCUAUAUGUUAAUGGAAGACAUAGUUGUGGAGGAUCUGUAAUUGCAGCCAAGUGGAUCUUGACGGCGGCUCAUUGUGUUAAGGGGAAGUCUGCAUCUAGUCUCAAGAUACGAGUUGGCUGGCACAACCAGAGACAGCAAACACAAAAUGGGGUUGAGCAUGCUGUAAUGCGAGUAGUUGAUCACAAACAGUUUGGAUCUAUUCAAGGUCAAAGUAUUCUCAACGACAAUGACAUUGCGCUUCUGCAACUCACAAAGGAUAUUGACUUCAAAAACGAGCAUGUAAAUACUGUGUGUCUUCCUAAGAAAGGAGAGCAGUUCUCAGGGAGUUGUGUGGCAACAGGAUGGGGGAUGACGAUAGGCACCGGGGACAAUACAAAACUUAGGGAAGUAACAGUUCCUGUUUAUACAACAGCAAACUGCAACAAAUACUGGCCUGGUAGAGUGUCCGACCGACAGAUUUGCAUGGGAACAGUCCCUCCAUCUCAGACUAAAACUGCGUGUAUGGGAGACUCUGGUGGCCCGUUGGUAUGCAAGAAAAAUGGCCGCUGGAUCCAAGCAGGCGUGACAUCAUGGGGAAUGAGAGUUUGUACUGGAAAACCAGCUGUCUAUACAAGAACAUCUGAAUAUCUAGACUGGAUCGAUGCAAACAUGAAAUAAUAAUGAGGCAAAUAAAUGAAUAUACAAAUGAACUUAUCUGUCGAAUUAAACUUAAUAUUUAUUAUUAUGUAUAUGGUAUAUUGAGAUAUUCAUCGGAACUCAACAGUCUCCAAGAAGAAUGAUAUAGAAUUCUGUUCAUAUGUAAAUUUUAUUUUAU